Cynara cardunculus var. scolymus (artichoke) is the source of this 1164-nucleotide messenger RNA. Its product is annotated as 3-hydroxyisobutyryl-CoA hydrolase 1-like. Gene Ontology annotation, molecular function: 3-hydroxyisobutyryl-CoA hydrolase activity. Gene Ontology annotation, biological process: L-valine catabolic process. The record is from RefSeq and is a predicted model, not a curated record. Lineage: Eukaryota; Viridiplantae; Streptophyta; Magnoliopsida; Asterales; Asteraceae. The transcript has 13 exons. The coding region runs from base 1 to 1164 and encodes 387 amino acids.
AUGGCUGCCUCCAUCCAUAGAGAAGCAGAUCAGGUGAUUUUUGAAGAAGUUGUGGGAGGAAGAAAGGUGAUAUUAAACAGACAAAAGAAACUAAACACACUCAACUAUGAGAUGUUAAGUAAGAUGACACAGAAAUUGAAAGCGUACGAGAAUGAUCCCACGAUUAAGAUUGUGAUAUUGAAGGCGAUCGGGAAAGUAUUUUGUGUUGGUGGUGAUCUCACGUCUGCUUUUCAAUUUGUAGCGUUCGGACACUGGACUUUCGGGACAAACUAUUAUCGGAAAGAGUUUUGCUUGGAUUACAUACUUGCAACAUAUAAAAAGCCAUUGGUUGCGAUUCUAGACGGAAGCGUUAUGGGAGGAGGCGUUGGUAUAUCGAUACACGCAACAUUUAGAAUCGUAACUGAGAAUACGAUUUUCGCCAUGCCUGAAGCAUCAAUCGGACUGUUUCCGGACGUGGGUGCUUCUUAUUUUCUAUCACGACUUCCAGGAUUCUUUGGAGAAUAUUUGGGAUUAACUGGGGCUCGAUUAGAUGGAGCCGAUAUGCUUGCAUUUGGUCUCGGAACUCAUUUUAUCCCUUCUCAGAGUUUACAAUCAAUGGAGAGUGCUCUAGAAAAGAUGGUUGCUUCAACGGAUGCACCAAGUGCAGCAUCAAUGGCCUUGGUUAUUAACAAGUUUGCAGAAGAAGUUGACCUGAAGCCAGGGAAUGCAUAUUCUAGACUCGAUAUGAUCAAUCAAUGCUUCUCAGGAGAAUCGUGUGAAGAAAUAUUAUCAUCGUUGGAACGGUUGGCUAAUCGAGUACACGAGAAGUGGAUCCACGACGCAAUAACAUCAAUGAGAUCCGCCACUCCAACGGGUCUCAAAAUUUUCUUGAGAACGAUUAGAGAAGGUCGAUCCAAAACUUUGGAACAGUGUCUUCAGACCGAGUAUGUUGCUAUCUGUCAUGUUCUACGUAGAACUGUUAGCAACGACUUCUAUGAGGGAUCUAGAGCUAUCUUGGUAGACAAAGAUAAAAAACCCCAGUGGGUACCCUCAAAACUUGAGGACGUUAGCGAUGAAAUGGUGGCCAAGUGUUUAUCGAGAUCGUUCACUGAGGACGAUGAUUGGUUGCCGUUACGACUUCCGUCAAGAUUGAAGAAAGUUGAGGCCAUGACCUCAAAAAUCUAG